Messenger RNA from Cryptomeria japonica (Japanese cedar), 1063 nucleotides. RefSeq names its product expansin-like B1. NCBI's taxonomy places the organism in Eukaryota, Viridiplantae, Streptophyta, Pinopsida, Cupressales, Cupressaceae. The transcript is spliced from 5 exons. Bases 101 to 883 code for a protein of 260 amino acids. Gene Ontology annotation, cellular component: extracellular region. The record is from RefSeq and is a predicted model, not a curated record.
UUGUUUGGAAUGGAUUAUAAAUAAGGAACGUCAUAUAAACUAAAACCAUUCCUGGAUUGGAUAUAUCAGGCCUUUGAUUCUCUUUCCUUUCUGGUUAGCAAUGGCUUCCUCAGUGAUUGUGCCAUCUUGUAGGAUUUCAGUCAUUUGGGCUGUUUAUGGCUUUCUUGUACUCAGAAGCGUGUUUGGCGAUGGGGAUUUAUUUAAGUCUAAAGCCGCUUACUAUGGCAGUUCAGAUAGUCUUGGAACUCCCAAUGGGUCGUGUGGAUAUGGUUCUUUUGGAAGAACCAUAAAUGGAGGACAAGUGGCUGCUGCUUCUGAUUUAUAUAAAGAUGGCAUCGGAUGCGGCUCCUGCUACCAGAUAACCUGCACAAAUGAGAAGCUUUGCACACAGGAGGGAAUAACAAUCGUUGUGACAGACUACGGCAAAGGCAACGGAACCGAAUUCAUUCUGAGCUCCACUGCAUACUCUAAGCUAGCCAAGCCUGGCAAAGCUAAACAAUUAAUAUCUCUGGGUGUGGUGGACAUCGAAUACAAAGGAGUAUCUUGCAAAUAUCCCGGUUACAAUCUGAUGAUCAAGAUUGACGAGAGCAGCAAUUUUCCUGACUAUCUGGCAAUACAAUUUUGGUAUCAGGGAGGCCAAAAGGACAUUUUAUCAAUAGAACUUUUCCAGGAGAAAAAUGGUGAGCAAGAGACAGGAAAAGGAAUGAAACGAAACCAUGGCGCAGUGUGGGACGUGGUAGGCCCUCCAAAGGGCGCUCUUUGGCUGCGGUUCCUGGCAGGAGGCUACCGCAGAACCAGCUUUGAAUGGAUAAGGGCCGCAAAUGCAAUUCCAGCUAACUGGGAGGCAGGGGCACUCUAUGACUCCGGCAUUCAGAUCAGUUAAUCACAUGGCUAAGUUGAAAGAUAUGGAGGUCACGCAGGAAAAUAAAAUACGCUCUGCAAGAAGCUUUGGGUUUCCAAUAAAUGAUAGCAUCUUGAAAUUAGCCCAAGAACUUGCUCUUAGAUAUUGUAUUUUAAUUUAUUUUUUAAAAAGCAUGUUUCAGUAGUUUUAGCCUAAUUGGUG